CGCAAGCUUUGCCGCCGCCGCCGCCGCCGCGCCGACGCCGGCGCCGCCGCCAGCCAGCCACGGGGGCUCCUGCGGGACGGAGGGUCUGGGUGGAGGGCCAAUGCGGCUGGACGCGGCGCUGCUGGACGGCGCCGACGAGCGAGGCGCGCCCGACGAGGGGCGUGUGAUGAGGCCCCUGUGGCGGCGCGGCCGUGCCGGGCCGCUCCACGUGGGCCUCGUGAUCGUGCAGCUCGCCAUCACGUGCGUCGCCAUGUCGACGCCGCUGUUCGAGCGGCGGCUGACCGGCUCCAUGGCGCUGCUGCUCGACUCGCUCGGCUUCGACUUCAGCGGGGCGUACACGAUGGUCAACCUCGGCCUGCUCUCCGCAGAGGCGGGCGGCUGGGCGCUGCUCAUGUCCUCCACAUUUUGGGUCUUCAUCGUCAUCUGCCCGCUGCUGCGCGGCGCCUCGCUGCUGCUGCUGCUGCUGCGGCCGAUGACCGUCGCGGCGGCGCAGAGGCUGCACGCCCGCUCGCGUGCCGUCUCGUACUAUUACGCUCUCGAGGUGAUGCUCGUGGCAGUGCCGCUCAUCGGCACCACCAUCGAGCCGAUGACGGCGACCCUCUUCACGCCGUACAACACGCCCAUCUGCAAGGACAUCACCACCGCCUUCCCCAACCCGCCCGGCACCGACCCGCCCGACCUGUGCUUCACCAUCUCCGUCGUGCCCUCGACGGGCUACUUCUCGGUCGCCGCCGCCGUGGUGGUCUUCCUCCUCUCCGGCUUCGACGGCUCGCCCACGCACAAGUACCUGCACCGCCUCCUCCACCCAGGAGACGAGCCGCCGCCCUACUGGCCGCGCUGCGGGGCGGCGCGAUGACGGCGGAGGGAGAGGCAGAGGGAGCACAUGCUGCUGAGCUGAGCUGUGCGUGGUGCUGCGCGCAUUCCCACUGUGCCAAUUGUUUUUGCAGAUGCAUAGUACUACGUCUACGAGCUGUGCAAUAGACCGUUCCUCCUGACUCUGUGACUGUCAUAUC
Molecule: messenger RNA, 1013 nt
Organism: Emiliania huxleyi CCMP1516
Lineage: Eukaryota; Haptophyta; Isochrysidales; Noelaerhabdaceae
Exons: 7
Coding region: 101-856 (251 amino acids)
Source: RefSeq, a predicted model, not a curated record